AUGGAGGCCUGGAGCCCACCCCGCUCUGCAUCCCUGCGGCUGGUGGGUGGAGAGAGCCGCUGCGAUGGGCGAGUGGAGAUCUUCCAGCACGGAACAUGGAGCAGAGUCCUGGACGACCAGUGGGACGAGCAGGAGGCCAGCGUGGUGUGCCGGCAGCUGCAGUGUGGAGAGGCAGAGGGAGCCUACAACCCCCCAAAGCCGGAGAGAGGGACGGGUCCCGUGGGGCUGCGACGGGUGCGGUGCACAGGGCACGAGGACAGCCUGACCCUCUGCAACACCUCGGUGCCGGAGAGUGCGCUGGCAGCAGGGGUGGCAGAGGAUGUGGGGGUUGUUUGCCGGGGGAGCCGGCGGGUGCGGCUGGCAAAUGGGCAAGGGCGCUGCGCCGGGAGAGUGGAGAUCUACCACCAGGGCAGCUGGGGCACCGUCUGCGAUGACGGCUGGGACCUGCCCGAUGCCACUGUUGUGUGCCGCCAGCUGGGCUGCGGGGGAGCGGUGGAGGCGUCUGAUUCCGCUCGGUUUGGGGAAGGCUCCGGGCAGAUCUGGCUGGACGGCGUAAGCUGCUCCGGGGCUGAAGGAGCUCUCUGGGACUGCCCAGUGGAGGCCUGGGGGCAGCAUGACUGCGGGCACAAAGAGGAUGCAGGAGUCAUCUGCUCAGAGUUCGUUGCCCUAAGGCUGGAGAACAGCACUGGCUGCUCUGGGCACCUGCAGGUUCUCUAUAAUGGGACAUGGGGCAGCGUUUGCUCCACCUCGAUGACUUCCAAAGAGGUGUCGCUGGCAUGCAAGGAACUUGGCUGUGGGGACAGAGGGUUCCUUGAUACACAAGGGACCUCUGACACGCUGUCUGGUGUCACCUGGCUGGAUCACGUGGAGUGCGGGGAGAGACACAGCUCCUUCUGGCAGUGUCUCUCUGACCCCUGGGACACACAGUCAUGCAAUGACCCGCGAGAUGUGACCCACAUCUCCUGCAAUGGGAUGCAGCCAGAAGUGCUCCCAGCCUUGGGGACCGAGUGCCCGAGCUCCACCAGCUGCACAGACAGGGAGAAGAUCCGUGCCAUAGG
Molecule: messenger RNA, 1058 nt
Organism: Cuculus canorus (common cuckoo)
Lineage: Eukaryota; Metazoa; Chordata; Aves; Cuculiformes; Cuculidae
Product: scavenger receptor cysteine-rich type 1 protein M130-like
Exons: 6
Cellular component (GO): membrane
Source: RefSeq, a predicted model, not a curated record